Messenger RNA from Eutrema salsugineum, 384 nucleotides. Its product is annotated as EMBRYO SURROUNDING FACTOR 1-like protein 8. The record is from RefSeq and is a predicted model, not a curated record. NCBI's taxonomy places the organism in Eukaryota, Viridiplantae, Streptophyta, Magnoliopsida, Brassicales, Brassicaceae.
AUGCAAAUAUCUUUCGACGAAGACGAAGACGAAGACGAUAUUACACAAGACACUUCACCAAACGAAGAUCCAUACGGCGGUCCAUUAUCCCAAGACCCUCUUUGUAUUUCAACCACAUCAAACAACAAAACGUGUCGUAAGAUAAUCAAAAGAAACAAUGUCGUCAUUGCUAUCUUUUGCAUCAUCCUAAUUGCUUUAUUUCCUUUGCAUGAAUGUGAAAAUAGCCAAACUCUCGAAGCAAAAAGUAAUGUAGCCAAACGUCCACCUUGCAUAUCGGUGAAUUGCGACGCUAAAGAUAAUAAUCGCACCUGUGCUUGUUGUAUCUCCACUGGGAACAGGUGUUACAACAGCAAAACAGAAUGUACGGCUGCGUGCAAGGAAUAA